AUGUCGCUCGAACCGCGCGCCGCGUACACGUCCGACGAGCUCGCGCGUUUGUACCCGCCGCCGCUCGAGCUCCAGCAAGUGCAGAUCCUCAUGCGGCACGGCGAGCGGACGCCCGUCAGCAACCGCUUCGCCGAGAGCACGGGGCUGCCCGAGUUCUGGCCCUACUGCAGCCAGGCGGCGCAGAUGACGUCGCUCGUCCUCGACCCGGCCUCGUCCACCUGGACGGCGCUCGCCUGGCGCCGCCACCUCGAGACCUUUUCCUCCCCCACGAACCAGACGCCCGUCACCGCCGCUGCCGCCAACAACAACUCCUCGUCCAACAUGUGCGAGCUCGGCCAGCUCACCGACAAGGGCCGCGCCACCACCACGGCCCUCGGCGCCCGUCUCCGCCGGCUGUACGUCGACCAGCUCGGCUUCCUGCCCGCGACGCUCGCCUCCGCCGACGGGCUGUACCUCCGCGCCACGCCCAUGCCGCGCGCGCUCGAGUCGAUGCAGCAGGCGCUGCACGGGCUGUACCCGCCGGCCACGGCGCGCGCUCCGGACCUCGCGCCGCUCACCGUCCACACGCGCCACUGGGCCGACGACACGCUGCUGCCCAACACGGCCAACUGCACGCGCUUCCGCCGCAUGAUGCGCGCCUUUGGCCGCCGCGCCGCCGACCGCUGGGACGCGAGCCCCGAGAUGGACCGCAUCAACGCCAAGCUGCAACGGUACAUGCCUCCCGCCGCCGACUCUGCCGACCCCGGUGCCAAGACGAGAAUCGGCGUCGCGUCCCACCCGGCCCUCGUCGGCAUCAUGGACACCGUCGCCGCCACGGCCGCGCAUGACGGCGCCGCCACCAAGCUCCCCCGGGAGUUCUACGACGCCCAGAUCCGCGCCGACAGCGUCCGCAUCGUCGUCGACGAGUGGUUCGCCGGCUUCCGCGAGAGCAGCGAGUACCGCACCCUCGGCAUCGGCGGCCUCCUCGCCGACAUGACGGAGCGCAUGGUCGGCAGCGCCGAGGGCGUGGCCCCGCACUCCAGCAGCAGCAGCAGCACCAAGACGCCGCUCCGGUUUGGCCUCUCCGGCUGCCACGACACCACCCUCGCCGCCACCGUCAUCAGCCUCGGCGGCGACGGACCCGACGGCAUGUCCUGGCCGCCGUUUACCAGCCACGUUGCUGUCGAGCUGCUCCGCGACACGCGCGUCGUCGCCUCGCCACCACUACCAUCAUCGUCGUCGUCGUCGUCGUGGGUCCCGCGCAUGCUGCGUGGCGCGCAGACCAUUGGCCGUCGCCCGACGUACGAGCUCACGAGCGCCGAGCGCGAGCGUCUUCGGGGGUACUAUGUACGUGUGCGGUACAAUGACGAGCCUGUGCGGAUUCCCGGCUGCCGCCCGGCGGGCAAGCACUACGAGGACGAUGAGACGCUGUGCACUCUGACGGCGUUUAAAUCCAUCGUGGACCGCAUCACGCCGACGGACUGGAAGGCCCAGUGCGGCGCCAACAUGGACAAGCCAACCAUGCCCAGCAAACCGGAGCCCGCUGGCUACUAA
Cordyceps militaris CM01 is the source of this 1533-nucleotide messenger RNA. Its product is annotated as acid phosphatase, putative. The transcript is spliced from 2 exons. Gene Ontology annotation, molecular function: phosphatase activity. Lineage: Eukaryota; Fungi; Ascomycota; Sordariomycetes; Hypocreales; Cordycipitaceae. The coding region runs from base 1 to 1533 and encodes 510 amino acids. The record is from RefSeq and is a predicted model, not a curated record. Gene Ontology annotation, biological process: dephosphorylation.